UUUGGAGUAGCCACAACAUCCUUAAUUAAUUAAAAUUAUAUAUUAAGAAGCCUUUGGCGAAAAUCACACUAAAGUUAGGCAUAAAAUUUGUAAUUAAUUAUACGCAAUAUGACAUCAUGCAGCCUUUCGAGCACCAAAAAGGAGCGGAAGAAUACUGUUCACGCUGAAGGUCAACGCACAUAUCUCUGGUUUCUCUCGAUCAAUUUCUGCUUGGGAGGUGUUGUUAGCUUCCCCUUGGUGUGAGGAGUAAGCAUAUAUACUUUAUUCAAGCAUCAAGGAGGUUGAAUGGGAAUUUGAUGCGAGAUGGCGAAACCUACAUCUACGACGGCUCAGCCGUCUUCAGCUCAGCCUCCGCCUCUGGGGAAUGCUUGGGCCGGUAAGAAGUCCUUCGUUUCUGUUCUAUUGGACAAAGCAGAUGCUACGCUAUCAGCUACUACUGGUGCUCGCUAUAAGGGGUUGCCAGCAGCAAACUUCUCAGAGGAUGACAUUCAGAUUCUGGCAGACAAGCAUAAACGAGCUUUGGUUGGUUACUUUUACAAGGGUCGGCCUCCAAUGACUACUCUUCGAAAAUCCUUUGAAAUUAUAGGGUUUAAGGGAGGUUUUCAUUUGGGUUUGCUGGAGAAGAAGCAUGUGCUAAUCAGAUUUGAUCUCGAAGAAGACUAUAUCCGAUGCUGGAAUCGUCAGAAAUGGGAUAUAUACGGUAACGUUAUGAAGGUCACCAAAUGGUCCCCCGACUUUCAACCUAAUGUGGAAUCCCCGAUUGUUCCGGUGUGGUUAACGUUUGAGGGAUUACCAAUCCAUUUGCAUGACAAAAGAGCGAUGUUUGUUAUCGCUAGCUUAAUUGGAACCCCUCUAAAGCUUGAUAUUGCUACUACAACAUUGGCCAGACCAUCUCUUGCAAGAGUGUGCGUAGAGCUUGAUCUAACCAAAGAGAUGCCGUCUAAAGUAUGGAUCCAAACUGGCAAAACAGGGUUUACCCAAUCUGUCAUUUAUGAAAAUAAGCCCCAAUAUUGUCUUUCUUGUCUACACUUGGGGCAUGUUGCUCACAGUUGUCCUAUGAAACUACUGGAGGGGAAGUCUGAAGAGCCUGAGAAGCUAGUGGAGGGGAAAAAAACUAUCAAUGCGGGUUCCAAGUGGGUGGCAAAACUCAAUACUCAACAUACUUCAACGGGGAAAGAAGGGAAGGGGAAUGAUCAACACAGAAUUACAGCGCCAGAAACUUCAGCAAAAGAGAAGGGGAAAGCGAUUGUAGUGUAUGCGCCUGCAAACAAGCAAGUAACUCCUCAGCCUGGCCCUUCCUCCAUGCCUCAAGCUGGUCCUUCCUUCAAGCUGCUGGAUGAGCAGACUAUUAUACAAGAUAAUGCUGAGUCAGACACUGAAGAAAUCUUCCAUGAGGAGCCACCUGCACAGAACAAAGAGGUAGAAUGUCACAAUGAAAAAUGCAGCAUUCAACAUAUGAUACAAGGGGAAAUUCCGGGGUUGUCACUUUCAGCAGGAUGUGAGAAAAUUAGAGACGAUUUCUUCUUACAAUUUAUGGCAAAAUCUGCAGAUUUUGAUCAAGAACUUGCUGCUAAAGAAUAUGGUUCUGACUCAGAGCUUCCCAAUAAAAAAGAAAAUGUGAAAGAGUGGUUAGUAGCCCUUCCAAGCCUGACUAAUAAAGUGCAUACUCUAAUAUCUUCCAGAAGGGUUAGGGAAGAUUCUGAGCUACUUUCUGCAAUGGGUCAGAACUGCAAUGACAACCAAGCACAAAGUGAGGUUGAGGAACCUUUUAUAACCGUUGGAAGAAGAAGAAGGAAGCAAAAGCCCAUGAUACAACAAACCCCAGGAAUGAUUACUAGAAAUGCUGCCAGGAAGCAUACUCAAACUAUUCCUCAACCUUUAUCAUGAAUGGUUUAAUAUGGAAUGUGAGAGGUCUGGCUGCCUCCGGGCCAAGGCUCUCCCAUUUGAUUAAUAAAUGGAGGAUCCAUUUUUUUGUAGCUAUCGAACCAUUGGUUGAUAUUGAUAAAGCUGAUCAUUAUAAAAUGGAGUUUGGUUUCUCUAAUGUUGUUGCUAAUAAUAGAACUAAGGUUUGGAUUUUUUGGGAUUCAAGUAGCAUCACCAUUUCUGAUGUUAAUUGGAACUCUCAGUUUGUUCAUUUCAAAUAUUCUUGGUGCUCAAGUAAUGGCUGGAUUACAGCAAUCUAUGCUAAGCACACACAUGCGGAGAGGAGGGAAUUAUGGGCUCACCUUACUCAGUUUGCAAGUACUAUCCAAACCCCUUGGUUGGUUGGUGGUGAUUUCAACACUAUUAUGUACAAUGCUGAGCACAAAGGAGAUUCAAUCCCAAAUCUGACUAGUAUGCUUGAAUUCAAAGAAUGUGUUUCCCAAUGCAAUCUUAUUGACAUUCCUUACUCAGGUUGUCAAUACACAUGGACUGGUGUGCGGUCUAGGGGCAGGUUAUGGAGGAGGCUGGAUAGAUGCCUAUUUAAUGAGUCAUUUCUUGACUCAUUUGAUCAAAUUUCUGUUACUAAUCUGAAUCAGGCCCCUUCAGAUCAUUCCCCUAUGCUUAUUCAGUGUUUAAAUAAUUAUCAUUCAGGGCCCAAACCAUUCAGAUUCCUUAACAUGUGGCUCACUCACAACACCUUCUUAAAUACAGUUUCUCAAAGCUGGAAUGAUGGCUUUACAGGAGGGGGCAUGCAGGGAUUGGUUAUCAAAUUGCAGAAACUCAAAAAGGAUCUAAAGAGAUGGAACAAAGAAACAUUUGGCAAUAUUUUUGAUGAUAUCAAAUUCUCUGAGCAGGAAGUCGAAAAGGCAGAAAUGGAUUAUUUAAAUUCUCCUUCUGAGGAGAAUAGAGAGGUCUGGCAGCUCAAAAAAGCUCUUCUUUUGAGAAAGUAUAAAAUUGAGAGGAAAUAUUGGAAGCAAAAAGCCAACGUCAGAUGGCUCAAGGAAGGAGACAGUAAUACCCACUAUUUUCACUCUUAUGUGAAAGUAAGAAGAAGGAAACAAAUGAUUUCUAUCAUUAAAGAUUCAGAAGGGAGGGAAUUAUCAACCUUACCUGAUAUAGGUGUCGCGGCUGUUGAUUUUUACUCCAAUUUGUAUGCAGUAGACCCUCUCAACACAAAUAAUGAGAUUUUAGGGAAUAUCCCUGGAAUCUUGGACCAAGAGGACAAUAAUUACUUGACUGGAAUGCCAACAGAAGAGGAAGUCAAGGGAGCGAUUUGGGAUUUAAAUCAAAAUGGGGCUCCUGGUCCAGAUGGGUUUAACGGGAAAUUUUUUAAAAAAUGCUGGCAUAUUGUGGGUCCUGAUGUAGUAAAAGCUGUUCAAGAGUUCUUCAUUGGAAUUCCUCCUCCCAGAGGUUUUUCUAGUUCCCUAAUUGUCCUAAUCCCAAAGACCGAGGUUCCUUCUACCUUUUCUGAGUUCAGGCCCAUUUGCCUCUCAAAUUUUAAUAAUAAAAUUUGCACCAAAGUGUUGGCUUCUAGGCUUGUGAAGGUUCUGCCUAAGCUCAUUUCUGAAGAACAGGCUGGAUUUGUUAAAGGGAGGGAUAUUUCUGAUCAAAUUUUAAUAGCCCAAGAGAUGGUCCAUGCAAUUGACAAGAAGGUUAGGGGGUCAAAUGUCAUUAUCAAGUUGGAUAUGGCUAAGGCUUUUGAUCAAUUAUCUUGGAGUUAUUUGUUUGAGGUGUUGGACAGGUUUGGUUUUUCUGAUAAAUUUAUUUCUCUUAUUAGAAAUAACCUACAGUCAACCUACCUUUCAAUCAUGAUUAAUGGGAGCCCUCAAGGGUUUUUUCAGCCAAAGAGGGGAGUGAAGCAAGGUGACCCUAUAUCGCCUUUUCUCUUUAUUUUAGCAUCAGAAGGAUUCUCAAGAGGUAUUAAAGCCAGAAUGGAAAAAGGGCUAAUUAAACCUUUCUGGAUGGGGAAUAAGGGUUAUCCUAUCAGCCACUUAGGGUUUGCUGACGACUUGUUGAUUUUUAUUAAUGGUGAUGCGAGGUCAUUGGUGAAUUUCAAAAAAUUUCUUGAAGAUUAUCAAUCUGCCUCAGGACAAACCGUAAACUUGGAGAAGAGCAACUUUAUAACUGGAAAACAGGCUACCUAUAGAAGUUCUACUAUCCAUAGAAUUAUGGGAAUGAGGGUUUCAAGCCUACCUAUGAAAUAUCUUGGAGCAAACUUGCAUAAGGGGAUGAAUAAGUUUCAAUACUGCUCAAACAUUAUUAAUCAUUUUGAUUCAAAACUGUCCCCAUGGCAGCAGAAGAACCUAUCGCAAGGAGGGAGGUUAGUUUUGAUCAAAUAUGUGUUGAAUACCAUUCCUAAUUAUGUUCUUGCUACAGAUAAGCUUCCUAAGAGAGUUAUUUCAGCCUUGGAGAAGAAAAUGGCUUCUUUUUUGUGGGGUUCUACCGAAGGCAGAAGAAAAUUUCAUUGGGCUAAUUGGAUUAAGAUCUGUUUUCCAACUGAGGAAGGAGGACUGGGAGUUAGGGCUCUAUCUGAUGUGGAAAAAGCUUUUAGUUUAAAACUUUGGUGGAAAUGGAGGACUCAGGAUUCUCCUUGGUGCAAAUUCAUUAAGGCUAAGUAUUCCAGAGGUGUUGAUAUGCAGCCUAGAGUUACUGACUCUUCAGUAUGGAGGCGGCUAUGUGGAAUUCAUGACAUUGCUACUAACAUGUGCUCUGUUAACGACACAGGAGCUAUUCAAUGGGAUCCUGGUAUCAAUGGUUGCUUCUCAUUAUCAUCUGCAUAUCAUGAGAUUAGAGAGCAAAGAUCAAUUACGUUCACUGAUAAGCACAUAUGGAACACACAUCAACAAAUGCAGAUAAAGGUUUUCUUAUGGAAGCUUCUAAACUCAUAUUUGCCUACUCCAGAUAACCUUCAAAGAUUUCACCUUAAUCUACAGCCCUCAAUGUGUCCAUUUUGCAGGAGAAGUUGUGUAACAACUAAUCAUUUAUUCUUUGACUGUUCUUAUACUAAGAGGAUCUGGCAGCACUUUAUGGAUAUUUUUGGUAUUAACAUGCCUAGUAGAUCCUCAGUGAGACAAGUGUUGGUUCUUUGGUGGCUGGAGGCAGGUUCAAAAACCAUGGCAGACAUUUUCAAGCAUAAUUUACCUGGCAUUGUCUGUUGGCAUAUCUGGAAAGCAUACACAGCUUAUACAUGGGGGGACAGGGCUAUUCCAGAUUCAGGUCAUACCAUCUCCUUAAUUAAGUUAUACACACAACAAUGGGCAUACAAACUAGCAAAAACCAAAAGGAGGAAGGUGGAAUCGUAUUUAUUCACUGAAUGGUUGCUUCCAACUAAUUUCAAUUUCAAUAACUCUAGAAUUCAGCUAAUCAAAUGGAGAAGACCUACCAAAGCUUAUAAACUGAAUGUAGAUGCUUCGUACAAACCAGGAAUGACAACCGGUGGAGCUAUUCUUCGCAAUCGAACUGGCGAACUUGUUUGGGCAGUCUGCUUUCGUAUCCAGGCACUUUCAAGCGAGGAAGCUGAGCUUAAGGCUUUGAUGACUGCGACUGAGUUGGCUAUAGAAGAGGGAUUCGUUGGUGUUCAAGUGGAAACAGAUGCUACUAGGUCGUUGGAUUUUAUCUCAGGCGGCGAAUCAGGAAACCUUGCUGGGUUUCGGAAUCUUAUCAGGAAGGCGAGGGAGAAGGACUGCUCGUUUGAUCAUGUUUUCAGGCAGGGUAAUGGUCCGGCACAUUACUUAGCAUGCCAAAACUAUCCGGCGGCCCAGGUGGUUCGGUUUGACCGGGUUAGUCAUCUACCUGCAGAAGUGAAGAACAGUUAUUACGCAGAUCUCUUUGGGUUCCCUAGUUUGCGUUUGUAAUUCAUGUAUUUUUAUUUUUGGGUCAGGUAUGACCCUCAAAAAUAUUCUUUAACCUUACUAUGGGUUAUUUUGUUUAGAGGUAUACCUCUACGAGAGGUAUUGGCUUGGUCCCCCUCUCUCAUGUAUUUCUUUGUUUAAUUAAUAAAACAUCGGCAAAUGUUCCCCGGCAAAAAAAAAAAAAAAAAAAAAAAAAAAAAAAAAAAAAAAAAAAAAAAAAAAAAAAAAAAUUAUACGCAAUAUGACACAAUUUAUCCCACAGGAAAUUUGUUGUAUUUUGUAUGAUUAAUUAGGAUAAAAUAUCGGACUAUGGUCAUAAUUUAUCCCACAGGAAAUUAUGAUUCGGAAUAUAGUUUGAUAUGUUUAUCGGUAUGGGUACAAAAUUAUUUAAGACUCAUGC
Messenger RNA from Cuscuta epithymum, 6174 nucleotides. The record is from the annotation of a GenBank genome assembly. Lineage: Eukaryota; Viridiplantae; Streptophyta; Magnoliopsida; Solanales; Convolvulaceae.